AUGUUGGUCUUGCUGUACCAGGAGGGAGUGCGGCGAAGACAAGGGGCCGUGGACUCCUCCACCCUCUUCCUGUUCUGGCUGCUCCUGGUGUGCUGUGACGUCUUCCCCUUCCAGACGAUCCUGCGAGCGGCGCUCCGACUGGGAGAGGUGCCGGAUAUCCCCAGAUACAGCCUCUUCUACGCCUCCUUCGCCCUGGAGCUAGUGGGGCUGGUCCUGUCUGCCCUGGCAGACGUCCCCCGCGAAGCAGCGGAGGUGGUCAAGAAGAAUCCAGAGGCAGGGGCGGCCUUCCUAAGUAGAAUCACCUUCAACUGGUUUAACAGCAUGGUGGUGAACGGCUACAAGCGGCCGCUGGUGCAGGAGGACCUGUGGGAGCUGAAGGAGGCGGACAGCACCAGCCAGAUCCACCGCCACUUCCACUCCCACAUGGAGUCACAGCUGGGCGCCGCCCGCCUCCGCUACGCCAAGAAGAAGUCCGAAGCAAAGCCUGCGAAGGAUCCCCGGCCCGCCAAGCAGAACGGCGUCAGCCAAGACGUACUGAUGAUGGAGGAGAUGGAGAGGAAGAAAAAGGACAAGAAGGGCAAGAAAGGGAAGGAAGAAAAGGUGAAGGAGGAGGAGAACUACCCUCAAGGGUGGCUCAUCUCCACCAUCUUCAAGUGCUUCAGGAGAACUCUGAUCGAGUCUGCGUUCUUCAAGCUCCUUCAGGACCUGCUCGCCUUCGUCAGUCCUCAACUCCUGAAGCUGAUGAUCUCCUUCACCAAGAACGAAGAGGCCCCUGACUGGCACGGCUACAUGUACUCUGUGCUGCUGGUUCUGGUGGCCGUCCUCCAGUCCCUGUUCCUCCAGCAGUACUUCCAGCGCUGCUUCGUCCUGGGCAUGAAGGUCCGCACCUCCAUCAUGGCCGCCGUGUACAAGAAGGCGCUGGUGGUGUCCAACAGCUCCCGCAAGGAGACCACAGUGGGGGAGACGGUGAACCUCAUGUCUGCCGACGCCCAGCGCUUCAACGACAUCUUCAGCUUCAUCCACCUGCUGUGGUCCUGCCCCCUGCAGAUCCUCCUGGCCAUCGUGUUCCUGUGGCUGGAGCUGGGCCCGUCGGUGCUGGCCGGCCUGGCCGUCAUGGUGCUCAUGGUGCCCAUCAACGGGUUCCUCGCCACCAAGGCCAGGAAGCUGCAGAUUAAGAACAUGGAGCACAAAGACAAGAGGCUGAAAAUCAUGAACGAAAUCCUCAACGGCAUGAAGAUCCUGAAGCUGUUUGCCUGGGAGCCGUCCUUCCAAACUCAGGUGGAAGGCAUCCGUGGGCAGGAGCUGCAGGUCAUGAGGAAGUUUGCCUACCUCAACUCCUUCUCCACCUUCAUCUUCUACUGCGCCCCUUCUUUGGUCUCCCUGGCCACGUUCGGAGUGUUUGUUGCUGUGAGUUCGGAGAACGUGCUGGACGCAGAGAAGGCGUUCACCUCCAUCGCGCUCUUCAACAUCCUGCGCUUCCCCCUCACAAUGCUGCCAAUGCUCAUCGCCAUCAUGGUGCAGACGGCAGUGUCGAAGAAGCGCCUCGAAAAGUUCCUGGGGGGUGACGACCUUGACCCGGACAUCGUGCGCCACGACUCCAGCUUCAACACAGCGGUGAGCAUCUGUGACGGAACCUUCACUUGGGAGAAAGGAGUGGAUCCUGUGCUGAAGAACAUCUCCCUGGAUGUGGGGCGGGGUAAGCUGGUGGCGGUGGUGGGGGCGGUGGGCUCUGGGAAGUCCUCCCUCAUCUCGGCCAUCCUCGGGGAGCUCCACAGCGUCAAGGGCUUCGUCAACCUGCAGGGUUCAGUAGCCUACGUGCCCCAGCAGGCCUGGAUCCAGAACGCCACCCUCAGGGACAACAUCCUGUUUGGUGGCCCCCACGACAGCGACCGCUUCCAGGGGGUGCUGGACGCCUGCGCCCUGGGCCCCGACCUGGAGCUGCUGCCCGGCCGCGACCUCACGGAGAUCGGGGAGAAGGGUAUUAACCUGUCUGGAGGGCAGAAGCAGCGUAUCAGCCUGGCCCGGGCGGCCUACAGCCACUCGGACAUCUACCUGCUGGACGACCCGCUGUCGGCCGUGGACUCCCACGUGGGGAAGCACCUCUUCAGGGAGGUCAUCGGCCCCAAGGGCCUUCUUAAAGACAAGACGCGCAUCCUGGUGACCCACGGGGUGAGCUUCCUGCCCUACGUGGAUGAGAUCGUGGUGCUGGUGGAGGGGGCGGUGUCGGAGGUGGGGUCCUACCAGAGCCUGCGGGCCACCAAGGGGGCCUUCUCCGAGUUCCUGGACACGUACGCCAAGGAGGAGAACCGGGAGCAGGGCCCGGCAACAGAGGCCGUUGGGGUGGAGGAGGUGGAGGAGGAGGUCUCCGGAGGGGAGGACCUCCAGGCCGACUGCGCCCCCGAGGACGUGGUGACGGGCACGCUGAAGAGGGAGGGCAGCAUCCGCCGCAGCCUGCGGAGCCAGGGCAGUGUGAGAUUGCGGUCAAACAGCUCAUCGCCAAAGAAAGAGCUUGCUACAGAUUUGAAGAAAGGCCAGAGGCUCAUAGAGAAAGAAACCAUGGAAACAGGACAGGUCAAGUUCUCGGUGUACCUGCAGUACCUGCGAGCCGUUGGAUGGGGCUACUCCACCAUGAUGUUCCUGAUGUACCUGGUCCAGAACGUCGCCUUCAUCGGCCAGAACCUGUGGCUGAGCGACUGGACCACGGACUCUGUGGACUACUUCAACAAGACGUACCCCGCCUCCAAGAGGGACACCCGCGUGGGAGUGUUUGGUGCCCUGGGAGUGGCGCAGGGUCUGUUUGUGUUCCUGGGCACCCUGUUCAUGGCGGAGGGCUCCGUCUCGGCCUCCAGUAUCCUUCACUCUCGGCUGCUCCGCACCAUCCUAAGGGUGCCCAUGGUCUUCUUCGACACCACGCCCACCGGCCGGGUGGUCAACCGCUUCGCCAAGGAUAUCUUCACGGUGGACGAGGCUCUCCCGCAGUGUUUCCGCUCCUGGAUUCUCUGUCUUCUGGGCGUUGUCGGGACGCUCUUCGUCAUCUGUCUGACCACACCCACCUUCGCCGUCGUCAUCAUACCCCUCGCGGUGGUUUAUUACUUUGUACAGAGGUUCUACGUGGGCACCUCCAGGCAGCUGCGGCGCCUGGACUCGGUAUCCCGCUCGCCCAUCUACUCCCACUUUGGCGAGACGGUGGCGGGGCUGUCGGUCAUCCGGGCCUACGGCCACCAGGAGCGCUUCCUCAAGCACAACGAGACCACCAUGGACGAGAACAUCAAGAGCGUCUACCCUUGGAUCGUGUCCAACAGAUGGCUGGCGAUCCGCCUGGAGUUCCUAGGCAACCUGGUGGUGUUCUUCUCCGCUCUGUUCGCCGUCAUCGCAAGGAAGAAGCUGGACAGUGGGCUGGUCGGCCUGUCCAUAUCCUACUCUCUCAAUGUGACCCAGACGCUCAACUGGCUGGUCAGGAUGACGUCAGAGCUGGAGACCAACAUCGUGGCCGUGGAGCGAGUGAGCGAGUACUCUGAGCUGCAGACGGAGGCUGAGUGGGCCUCGGAGACGCAGCCCCCGGGGAAGUGGCCCGACGCAGGGCGACUGCAGUUUGAUAACUACAAGGUUCGCUACCGACCGGAGCUGGACCUGGUGCUGAACGGGAUCAGCUGUGAUAUAAGCAGCACUGAAAAGAUUGGUAUAGUCGGCCGUACCGGAGCCGGUAAGUCCAGCCUGACCAACUGCCUGUUCAGGAUCAUCGAGGCGGCGGAGGGCCGCAUCCUCAUCGACGGCAUCGACAUCUCCAAGAUAGGCCUUCACGACCUCCGGAACCGGCUGACUAUCAUACCACAGGACCCGGUGUUAUUCUCUGGCUCUCUGAGGAUGAACCUGGACCCCUUUGAGAACUUCAGUGACCAGGAGAUCUGGAUAGCGCUGGAGCUCUCCCACCUCAAGGACUACGUGGCGGGCCUGGAGAAGGGUCUGCAGUACGAGGUCUCGGAGGGGGGGGAGAACCUCAGCGUGGGCCAGAGGCAGCUGCUGUGCUUGGGCCGGGCUCUGCUCCGCAAGUCCCGCAUCCUGAUCCUGGACGAGGCCACAGCCGCCGUGGACCUGGAGACGGACGACCUGAUCCAGACCACCAUCCGCAAGGAGUUCUCCCACUGCACCGUCCUCACCAUCGCCCACCGGCUGCAGAGCAUCAUGGACAGCUCCAGGGUGAUGGUGCUAGACGCAGGGAGGAUCGUGGAGUUUGAUUCUCCUGAAAACCUGCUGGAGAAACAGGGGUACUUCUACGCCAUGACCAAGGACGCCGGGAUAACCACAGGAGAAGCCACAGCUCUACACAGGAAAAAUGAGAGAGUAUUUUCUUCAGAGUUACCAUUAUUUUCCUCUAAAAGAGUAAUUUUUACUAAUUUUGGAUUGUAAUCAUUUCCAGUGGCCACUAAAGUCGGAGGAAAAAAAUAGAGUAAAUCUUAUUGGAGUAAUAUCAAGAACACGCCCACUAAACUUUCUUAGGUUUCGUUUCUGCCGCCAUUUUCUAUCGCAGUCGAGGUGAGCGGCAGUUGUGGACGGCGUUGAGACAGGAUGCAUGCUGUAAGAGUGAAGUACCGAGAGCGCCAGAAAUACAUUUGUUAUGAAGGGCAACUGACCUUCAAAUCAUUUUUGGAGUGUGGUGAGUGAAACAAACUGCACAGCCUACUGGGUGUCAUGUGUAAAUUAGUGGUGAUGUCUUAUGUUUAUUAUUAUUGUGGUCGUCAAGGACCCUUAGAGGUAUAAUGUAUUUGAUUUUGGAACCCCCAUCUCUAAAUGUUGUUUCGUGUACACUGAGAAAAUGAAUGAUUUGAGGUAAUGUUCGCUGUAAAAGUAUAUUCUAGAUUUGCAAAAAUCUUCAUGAUUAAAAAUAAGAAAUAAAAUGCAGAUUUGCAAGCUCAUAGCAUUGCACUCGUAAACUUAUAAAUUCGUUGUUUUAAGUGGUUCAGAUGUGAAGUGACACAGAUGUGACCUAUAAUAAAAAUAAGAUGAAUUGCACAACAGUAUGAAUCUUGUGCAAUAUUUUUUUGAUUUCAGUUUCCAAGAAAUUUGAAAUUCCUACCUUGGACUUAAAAGUCUAUGAUGAUUUGAACACUGAAGUUGACGAGGAUGCGUUUGCGUUUCUUGUAAUGAAACCAGACCUGGGUGUGCUUGAAGUCUGUUUGCCCAAGGGCUCAGAUUUUGAGGGUGAGUCACUUGUUAACUUGGAGUCCUAUAAUCCAUUUAGUCCUAACCUUGUAAUGCAACAUAGUAAAGAGAGACUUAUCCACGUUGCAUGACAUUUUGAAUAAACAUGCCUCUUCAGACACGUAAAAAAGCAUCUGAGGAAUAACUAGUGUGUGGAUCCAUCCUAAUCUAAUGUGAUCUUUUACAUUACUCUUAUCACAGAUGAUCCCCUCUUAAUAAUGACAUGUUAUUAUAAUCACACCUGUUAUGUUAACAUGCCAGAAUCAGGGAGCCCCUCUACAAGCCACUCCGUUGCCAGCAGCAACAGCUCCUUUCUCAGCUCUAGUGUAGAAAAUGAAGGGGACUCUGAUGACACCAUCAUUUUGGUGCCUAGUCCUGGCCAAAGAAACAGAGAUGACCUGACUCGUCUUGCUCGGGUAAGCUUUGCAGAUGGAGAGAUCAAGAUGGUGAUUCUGAUAAAAGGGGUAGGGGGGGAAAUGGCCAAGUAAAUUGGGGCAUGGUUUACAUUUUUGUCACUGUAAAUGUAAUUGGCCACCAAAUCCAUGUCCCUCCCCUCUUUAUUUUCCCCUCACACUUAGAUGAUUGAAAAGAUUCUGAGGGAGAAACCUGGAGGAGAGAGGAUCCUUACAGAGUAUGCUCGGAAAAAAAGCCUAACAGAUUCCAGAAGACGUGACAUGGUGAAGAUAUUGGUUGCACACAUGGCGAGUGAACAUGGGACGAGCCCUUCAAGGCGUGUUAAAGAGGACUACGCAAAGGGCAUCACUGCCUUGUUUCCAUACCUGGCCGAUCCCCAGGGCACUUUGGGCUAUGAGCAUUAUUACAAUCCAGUAGAUGGGGGUGGAUUUCUUGCAUGGCGAGUGAAAACGCUUCAAAAAGAAGCCUCGGAGGGACAACAGAAAAGAAACCCUCAGCCACUGACAGGUGGUCCAGAUUCUGGUGACAGAACCCCCUUCAGUAAGGAAAAUCAGCUAACCACAGAAACCCAGUGUUGCGAGGCCAUCGCUCUCAUGAAGCAUACAACUGAUGAAGCAAUCAUCAAGGAGAAGAUGAAACAGACCUUCAUCCAUCGCCAAGAAAUGGUUCAUGACCCAGUGAAGUCCUCUGAAAUAUUCACCACCUUUCCAAGAUUUCUUGACAUCACGGGAAUGAUAGUGCAGGAUUUCAGUCUGAUGUUUGGUGAUGACAUCUCUGCAAAGUUCCUGGAGAAGUGGCCUACUCACUACAGGCAGAAAGUCCUUGAACAAACCCGUGGCCUCACCCAGACAAGCGACCUUGAAGAUCUCCUUCAUAACGCUGAAUCCACAACAGAAGAACUGGAAGAUGGAUGGGACAGUGAGAUGUCCUCCAUCUUGCUCCUUAUCCACCUCAUGCCACCAUCACCUCAUGGCCGCAACAAGAGACCAGGAAAGCUCUCUGCCAGACAAGCCAUUGACCACCUUGUGAAAUUCAUCAAGACUGGGACCAGUAUUGAAGGGCAUCUGGACAGCAUCACAGAGAGCCGUCAACCCUAUCUACUGGCUGUGGGAACCAAGAGGAGCGCCACACACAAAUAUUUCAUUGUUAUCGACAAACAUGCAAUUCCGUGUCAGUCACCAGAUUGUCUUGCCUCUUUUGACGAGCUUUUUAAAGCUCAUUUCGUCUUCGCUACCUCGUACAACAGGGAUCUGGCCAAUGUCUACCACUUCUUGCAAACCGCAGUUUAUCAGAUUGAUACUGCUACCACCAAGGUGAAUCCCAGGGUCAAAGAGAUGAGAGCUCGGAUGCUGCACUGAUUUUGACACCUUGAGAUGUUUUGUUUUAUUUGCAAAGGCCCUCAAGCAAAUGACAGUUCACUAAUUAAGCACUUGAAGGUGAUCCACGGACUUUGUUCAGGAAAGACACUUCGUCUGAAAUGUGGUCAGCCUGCUUGUUCUCGUUUCUUUUGUACUUUUUCAGGGUUUCGAAAGCAUCUUAAAGCACAUGGACCUUGUGAUCCUGGUGAAGGCCCCUCAACUGAAGAUUUAGCUGUAAGUUUUGUUGACUUUCCAUUAAACAGUGCCCCCUCUGACCCAGUCCUUCUUAAUAAGAGUCUUGUGGACAGCUGUGCUGUGACAGUGGCUGAACUUAAAGUGGCAGGUGUAGGCGAAACUAUCAUUAACUCUUUGGUUACUUCAAUGGAAGAGAUUGUUGAUGAUAUCCAUAAUCAAGCAAAAGAAUCUGUGAAGCAGUGUCUAUCUUUACAGGAACCUAUCAAAAGUGAGGUUGAGUGUAAAAUUGAUCAGUGCUUUGAAAAAAUUGAAAAUCCUUUUGGUGUCUUAAAUUCUGAAACUAAGAGAAGGCAGUAUUUCACAGAGAAGUGGGGAAGGGUGGAACCCGUUGAAUGUGUUCUUGGUACAAGAUUUGAUACACGGCGCAAUCGGACUACUGGAACUUAUGAUCCAGUUGUUGUCACUGAUAAAUUGGUUUAUAUCCCAGUUUUGAAAACGUUAGACUUCAUUUACAAACACCCUAAGAUAAAAGAGAUGAUGCAGAGUCAUUCCAGUUCAAGAAAAGAUCUUCUUAAUGACUUUUGUGAUGGAGAUCUUUUCAAGAGUCAUCCUUUAUUUUCAAAACAGAAGCAUGCAAUUCAGUUGCAACUUUUCUAUGAUGAUUUUGAAUGCGCAAAUCCGUUGGGGAGUAAAAAGGGAAUACAUAAAAUAGGAGCAAUCUAUUUCACCUUGCGCAAUCUUUCUCCAAAGCACAACUCAAUGCUGCUUAAUAUUCAUUUGGUCGCUUUAUUCCAUGCCCAAGACAUUAAAACAUAUGGCUUUUCUAAAAUACUUGAUCCAAUUGUGCAAGACAUUAAAGAACUGGAGACUAAGGGAAUUCGGGUCCCACUGUAUGAAGAAAAUGUGUAUGGAACUAUUGUCCAAGUUACUGGUGACAACCUGGGUCUUCAUAGUUUGUUUGGUUUCGUAGAGUCAUUUAAUGCCAGAUAUUGUUGUCGCUUUUGUCUAGCUGAGAAAGAGGACUUUCAGACAGAAUACACAGAAGAUUCACCCAAGAUAGUGAUGCGAACUCAAGCACUUCACGCAGAACACUGCCAAAUGAUGGAGGAAACUCUUAGUCUUCCCUAUGUGAUGGGUGUUAAACGUUCUUGUGUUCUAAAUUCCUUGCAGUACUUCAAUACAUGUGAAAACUUCUCUGUCGAUAUUAUGCACGAUAUCUUGGAGGGCGUGGCACAAUAUGAAAUGAAGCUGCUUAUACUAUACUUGAUCAAAAACUACACAACAUCAAAGGAAAUAGACAGGAGAAUUAAGAACUUUAACUAUGGCUACAUGGAUCAAAACAACAAGCCACCUUCAUUGAAGUUGGUAGAGGGCUCAAAUGACUUGGGUUUAAAUGCGAUCCAAUCUUGGUGUUUACUUCGCAAUCUCCCACUUGUAUUUGGAGACUUGGUUUGUCGAGAUGAUCCACACUGGUAUUUGCUUCUGUUGUUGCUUCAAAUAGCAGAUAUUGUAUUUUCUCCCAUGUUAUCAACUGGCAUUACCAUUUAUUUGAAACAUUUGAUUUCAGAGCACCAUGGGUUAUUCAAGCAUUUGUUUCCCUGCAAGAGGCUCCUGCCAAAGCAUCAUUUUAUGGUGCAUUAUCCUACAUGUAUUCGUAAAAUUGGACCACUUUUGCAUACCUGGUGCAUGCGCUAUGAAGCAAAGCACAAUUUCUUUAAAAAACUAAAAAGCUUCAAAAAUAUAACUAAAACAUUGGCAAGGAAACACCAAAGUCAAGUAGCAUAUAGUUGGCAGACAUUUGAGCCCGACAGACUGGUGCUUGGUCCAAGUAAAAUGGUAGCUUUAAACAUGAUGGACAGGGGCUGUGAGAUAGCAGAGGCUCUUCAGGUAUCAAUUGACACUAAGGUGUUGGAUGUUAGAUGGGCCAAACACCAUGGAAAUAUGUAUCGUCCAGGUUUAGUUGUUUGUCUUAAAGUGCUUAAUGAGAUGCCAGUUUUUCACAAAAUCCACCGUGUUGUUCUUAAAGAUGAGAGGUUACUGUUGUGUACAUUUGCACUCCAAACACUGUGUAUGGAUGAGCAUUUUUAUGCAUUUAAAGUUGUGUGUACUGCAGAAGGACCUCAUGUUGUUGAUGUCAAAGAGCUUUUUUGUUACAAAGCAUUCGAUAUGCAGAUGUCGUACAGUAAUGAUGAUUCAAGUUUGUUUAUUGUCCCAUACUGUUUCCUGGGAUAAAAGAAUCGCUAAGCUCUAACUAUUGCACUGGAGAUGAACAAUGGAAUUCUGAAUUUCUUUGCCCAUAACUCAAAUUCAAAUUUAUUAAUAUUUUCUCCUGUUUUAUCUAAUCGACCCAAUUUCAAAGAGCACAUUGUGUCCAAAUUGUGAUGGCCCACCAAUUGGGCAUAUAUGUUUUGGCUGGGCUGAUGGCAAUUGCAAUAUUUUACAGCCUUAUCUGCAGCUACUGAUGGUGUUGUGAUAGUGUGCAUACCUGUUUACAAUAUUCUAUUUGUUUUUAUAAAAAAAUUAUACGGAUGUGUCACCCUGAAAGACUUUCCCCCCCCCCUCAUAUUUUAUGGGUGCUCAGUGCAUGUGAUAUGCAUUUAAGAAAAAUAAAAGUGCAUUGUUGAAUAUACAUUUUUUGUGGUAUUUUUUAUUUCAAACAUUUUAAUCC
This is a messenger RNA of Gadus chalcogrammus (walleye pollock), 9834 nucleotides long. RefSeq names its product ATP-binding cassette sub-family C member 2-like. Gene Ontology annotation, molecular function: ATP hydrolysis activity; ATP binding; ABC-type transporter activity. The record is from RefSeq and is a predicted model, not a curated record. Lineage: Eukaryota; Metazoa; Chordata; Actinopteri; Gadiformes; Gadidae. Gene Ontology annotation, cellular component: apical plasma membrane. The transcript is spliced from 36 exons. Gene Ontology annotation, biological process: transmembrane transport. The coding region runs from base 1 to 4407 and encodes 1468 amino acids.